AUGAAACUACCCAAGGGGGUCAGGAACCCUGUGUUCUAUGGGCAGCAGCCAGAGAAGAAGGUGCAGGUGCCCUCAGGGCAGGAGAUAAAGCAGACCCCUGUUGUCCUGGCAACACUUAAAGGUCCAGGGCCUGCUAAAUACCUCCGGCCAUCCUGCACGGGCUACGUAGACCAUGACGUCUCCAUGUUCCAGGAGCCAGCCUACACCCUGCACACCCUGCAUUCGGAGAAGCGGAUCAUGGACAUAUGCAACCCUGGGCCUUGCUAUUUCUUGGAUCCUAAAAUAACUCGGUUUGGAAUGUCCAGCUGCCCUCAGGUUCCCAUGGCGGAGCGCAUCUCUAACCUGCGCCUGAGCCCCACCCUGGCCUCCUGCCAUUACCACCUGGAGAAGACCCACCCGCCUGGGGAGCGCAGGGCUCCCAAGUACACCUUUGGCUACCGGUGCCCAUACAGAGUGAUGGACCCCAACCCGGGCCCCAACCACUACCAGCUGCCACUCCUGCUGGGGCCCAACCUGCCCGCCAACAGAGCUGCUCCUUGCUACAGCCUGAGCCCCUUGCACAAGAACUGGUUCUACAAGGAGGAUGUGGCAGGAGGCCCUGGACCUGCCAUGCACGCCCGGCCUGAGCCAUCUGUCUACCAGAACCGCAGCCCCAUGUACAGCAUGGCCAGGCGCUUUGCCUACCCGCUGGACCACACACCUCGGCCCGGCCCCGGCUCCCAUGACGUCCAGCAGGUCACGGUGCACAAGUCCCGCACGCCUGCUUUCACCAUGGGCAUCAAGCACUCGCCCCACCUGUGCCCACUGGUUGUUGACAUUCAUGACUGA
Molecule: messenger RNA, 828 nt
Organism: Globicephala melas (long-finned pilot whale)
Lineage: Eukaryota; Metazoa; Chordata; Mammalia; Artiodactyla; Delphinidae
Gene: CIMAP1C
Product: ciliary microtubule associated protein 1C
Cellular component (GO): cytoskeleton
Source: RefSeq, a predicted model, not a curated record